This is a messenger RNA of Brassicogethes aeneus, 1029 nucleotides long. Lineage: Eukaryota; Metazoa; Arthropoda; Insecta; Coleoptera; Nitidulidae. The record is from the annotation of a GenBank genome assembly.
AUGGAACGCAUUAUAUCACCUUCCCAGUUCUACAAUAGAUUAUUGAAGUAUUUGUUGAGUGAAGAGGAUAUGUACUAUUUGGGGUAUCCAGUUCAAAGCCCAAGUGAAGGUUUCGUCAUCAUUAACAAAGAAACCAACAAACAUCAAAAUAGAACCCGGAACAAUUUGAAUGUUGACGCUAGAGAGUUUAAACCUUUGGAGGUCUACCUCACCAAUAACAGGACUUGUUCGCGCUGUAGUAAGCCUUUCUUGACCAACCAGGAAGGGUACAUCACCAAAGAUAAGUGCACGUACCAUUGGGGCAAGUUGGAGAGAAAAUCUCGGUUGUAUGGGUGCUGCUACAAGUUGGCUGGUAGUGCUGGGUGUACCGAGGCAAGUGUCCACGUGUGGAGCGGAACUGAACCCGGUAGAAACGGUCCCUACUUUGACUACGUCAGAACAAAUCGCCAGGAUAUGAGCUACGGAGUCUACGCUAUGGACUGCGAAAUGUGCUACACCGUGGCCGGAUUGGAAGCUACCAAGGUGACGUUGGUGAACAUGCGCGGGCACUUGGUGUACGAUAGCUACAUCCUUCCCGCAAACAAAAUUGUAGACUACAACACCCGGUGGUCGGGUAUAACCCCAGAAAAGUUAAAAGGCGCCAAGAGGCUACAGGACGUCCAACGAGAACUCUUGGAGAUCAUCCACAAGAACACCAUCCUCAUCGGCCACGGUUUGGAGAACGACCUCAGAGCCCUCAAGUUACUACACUCCUACAUCAUCGAUACGUCGGAUUGUUUUCCGCCCGAAGUAGGACCACCAAGGAAGCUCUCCCUCAAAGCCUUAGUUUCUUUGUACUUAAACAAACAGAUUCAAUAUGGUAGGGGAGAGAUGGGUCAUGACAGUUUCGAAGACGCGCUAGCUUGUGUGGAGCUCAUGCUUUGGAAGGUCAACCAUGAUUUCCGAAAACAUUUGCCUUCUUUGGGCGAUAUUCAGUAUUAUGUGCCAUAUAACCAUUUGAUAGUAUUUUUAAACGAAACCAUAUUUUAG